AUGACACAAUUCUCAAAGGAGACUUUAAGCGAGAAUACUCUCUGGGAGGUCGAUGAGAUGACAUCUGUACAGCAAUCUCUUCAUCGUGUAUUGAGUGCAUGUCCAGAGUCGAAUUGGACUGAGCGGAGGUUGAUUCCCUUUCUGCUGUGCAGCUUCACUAAACCAUUAUUGACAUCUGCCGCACUGGAACUAGUUACCACGACCGGCAAGCUCCUGCAACCGUGGCUUCUCAAGCAGUUUUUGAGUCAUCCAUCUUUUCGCGUCGUGGGGUACAUGCUCUGUGCUAGAGUCAUCACAGCACUUAGCAGUACACAUAGCUUGUUCUUACUAAACUUAGUCGGAGUUCGAGUGAAAUCCUCUUUCGCUGCCUUGAUCUGCGAGAAGGUCUUGUCUACAUCCGCCAAUCCCAAAUCGCCUACUUCUUCACCCACGAAUUUGACCGAAGUGGAUACAAACCGUAUUGUGGAACUCAUUACCAUGAUCCAUGCGCUUUGGGCGUAUCCAUUACAAGCUUUGAUAUCGCUGAGCUGCAUCACGUAUCUGAUCGGUUGGCAGGCCAUCGUGUUCUCCUCCCUUGUAAUGCUUUUUGCAUAUCCUAUUCUCCAUAUCCAGACGAGCCGAAUGCACGUUGGCAUGGGAAAUUUCAUGGCCGCCAAAGACAAGAGAAUCAGCCUGACAGAAGAGAUUCUUACGCAGAUCAAACCAGUAUACAUGCUCUCGUGGCAGAAAUAUCUUGCUGAUAAGCUUGAAGAAGCUCGUUCGCAGGAGCUCCACAUCCUUGGUGGCCUAGCCGGCAAUCAGGCCAUGCUGAUGGGGGUUCUCGGGGCAGUCCCUGAGCUAAUGUCGUCGGUUGCGUUUCUCUCAGUCUUUCUGAAAAGCGGUCAACUCGAUGCACAAUCUAUCUUUCCAACCUUGGGGUAUUGGAUUAUUCUCAAGGCUGCCCUCCCCGGUAUAUCGUCAAUGCUUCCGCAACUAUUCACAUGCAUAGUAUCAUUUGACCGCAUCCGGUCGUUCUUGGGUGUCAUCUCCUCUGAGGACUGCCCAGAUUCUACAGAGGUGCAUCAUGGGACCAUCCGCGCAGAUGACCUGUGUUUCGAGUUGGGUGGCCAGGGUCUACUGUCACAUAUCAAUCUCGAGGUCAGAUCGCCAGCACUUGUUACUGUGACGGGACCUGCUGGCUCUGGAAAGUCGCUCCUAUGUCAAGGCCUGCUGGGUUUCAUUGCGCCAGCGUCGGGGAAAUUGACUUUGUCUGGACGACUUGCUUAUGUUCCUCAAACCCCAUGGUUGGUCCGCGGUAGCAUUCGCGACAACAUUAUAUUCGGAAGGCAAUUUGAAUCGGACUUCUACAUGUCCGUGCUGCGGGCUUGCGCACUUGACAUUGACAUCUCCGAGAUGCAAGGUGGCGAUGACAAGCCCGUCGGCGGUUUGGGGGUGGCGCUGAGCGGGGGACAAAUGAGCCGUAUAUCCAUUGCUCGUGCACUUUAUUCUCGAGCCGCCGUCUAUAUCUUUGACGAUCCACUGGCAGCUCUCGAUGCCAAGGUCAAGGCUCAUAUCCUAGAACACGUCUUUAGCCCUCAAGGAAUGCUUGCCAAUGCUCUCUGUGUAGUUGUCACGAACCACUCAAGUUUGGUGCGUGCCUCCCACUACCAUUUCAACAUUGAGGAUGGCCGGUUUUGUGAGGUCAAGCCUGACCUCAUCGAUAUUUCUCUUGACAACACAGCAACGAGGUCAGACAUCAAAACGCACGACAGCAUUGUUGCCGAACCGCUGGCAGCAGAGGAUAUAGAUUCCGAAACCGUCAUGCCAGAGGACAGAAACUCGAUUCAGCAGGAGUAUCCCCCCAAGGAUAAAGGAAAAGUCUUGGAAGCCAAUACUACUCUGACCGUAUCCCAGUGGUCAAUCUACCGAAGCUGGCUUGGAAAAGCACAUCCAGCUGGCUGGUUUGCAGUCUUUGUCUUGAUCGUUGCGGGGAAGAUCAGCAGCGGAUACUCAACCUACCUACUCAGCGUGCUAGCAGGUGACACGGGGAGUGCGGCAUUGCAUGACCUCGCAUGGUUCACUGUCAUUGGUUUGUUGCAGUCACUCUUUAGUGCUGCUUUCCUAAUGGUGACAUAUCAUCUAUGCCUUAUCCCGGCUGCGACGAAGAUGCAUGCCGCCCUCGCUUGCUCAGUGCUGAAAAAGCCAUUGUCCUACUUUGCUACGAGGUCAAUCGGCAGUGUUUUGAACCUUUUCACAAACGAUAUAGGUAAACUCGACGGGACCAUCACCAGCAACUUCCUCGCCUUGCUGAUGGUUGGAUCAAAUCUCGGUCUUGUUAUUAUUGUCUUACUUAUACCCUCGCCGAUUGCACUUGCUUAUCUGAUGCCGCUGGGCUUUGUCUAUUUUGCGAUACAGGCUAGGUACCUGCAAGUGGCCUGUCAAAUUAGGCGUCUCGAGCUCGAAACGAGGAUCCCCAUAAUAGACAGCAUUCAUAUGUCGCAGUCCGGCCGCCAAAGCAUACUGCUUUAUGGGCAGCGCAACAGGUUUCUCGCCGACCACUAUAGCACUAUCAAUAACAAUGUUCGCAUGAUGGUAAUAUCCAGUGCGCUCGAAGGUUGGCUUCUUCUUCGACUAGACAUCAUCGGAAGCCUGGUCCAGGUCCUGUCAGCACUUUCAAUGCUAUGGUUAGGGCUUGAUUCGGCAAAACUUGGGUUUGUUAUGAACUACUCUAUGCAAGCUACGGCCAUGUUUCAGGCUCUUGUUAAAUACCGGACAAAUCUUGAGCUCGACAUUGUCUCGGUAGAACGUAUUGAACGUCAAUGGGAGCCCAACAUCGACACCAAGUCUGAUGAUCUAGCAGCGGAUCAGACUAUCUAUGACGCCUGGCCUAGGUACGGCGAAGUGUCUCUGAGAGGCUAUUCUGCAUCAUAUCCAAAUAUGGCGAAAGAUUGCUUGACAGACGUAUCUCUUGAAAUCUCUCCUGGGCAAAAGGUCGCGAUUGUUGGGAGAACAGGCUCUGGCAAAUCCUCCCUAGUUCUGGGAGUCAUGGGAUUCCUCGAGCAGAAAUCCGGUAUGAUACAGAUUGACGGCGUUGAUAUCACGGCAUUGGAAUCUACGCAGCUUAGGUCAAGACUUUCUGUUGUGCCUCAGGAUAUCCCCGUCUUGAAGGGUACUUUGCGAGCCAACUUAGACCCAUCUGGAACUAAGUCUGAUGACGAGCUUCUGGAAGUAAUUCAGGACUGUGGACUGCGAGUUGCAUCAUACAAUGAUGACGAUAUCUUGGAUAUUGCUAUAGCGGAAGGAGGAACCAAUCUAUCGAGAGGUCAACUUCAGCUACUUGCCAUUGCCCGCGCAUUGUUAAAAAGCAGUAAAAUUGUCAUUCUAGACGAAGCCACCGCUUCUCUUGACAGCAAGGCAGAGAACUACGUCCAUGACCUUUUCCAAAGCAAGCUUAAACACACUACAGUUAUUGCGAUUAUCCACCGCUUGGAACGAAUUACUUCUUAUGACCGCGUCAUUGUACUUGAUUCGGGGAGGGUGAUUGAGUUCGGCUCGCCUUUAGCCCUGGCACAAACUCAAGAUUCUGCGCUGUCCCAUUUAAUAAACGCCUCCUAG
Messenger RNA from Pestalotiopsis fici W106-1, 3594 nucleotides. RefSeq lists its product as uncharacterized. Bases 1 to 3594 code for a protein of 1197 amino acids. Gene Ontology annotation, cellular component: membrane. Gene Ontology annotation, biological process: transmembrane transport. NCBI's taxonomy places the organism in Eukaryota, Fungi, Ascomycota, Sordariomycetes, Amphisphaeriales, Sporocadaceae. Gene Ontology annotation, molecular function: ATP hydrolysis activity; ABC-type transporter activity; ATP binding. The transcript is spliced from 6 exons. The record is from RefSeq and is a predicted model, not a curated record.